GGGUGUUACGAUAGGGGUGCAUAUAUUGACGUUGCAUGGCUAACCCAGCAAGAGCCCAGUUGGUUGAACGAAGAAGGCCGAUAAAUGGAGGAAAAGGGAGGAGGCCGGCCCAUGACUAAUCAUUGACCCAACGGACGCAUCUCCGUGCCCAGCGCCAUGAAUGGAUGGGCAGUCAGUCUGUCAUGUCAUGUGUCUUCUGCCUCUUCUGUUUUUUCUUUCUUCUCUCCAUCUCUGCGUGAAUCUCAGGCAGACAGGCCUCCAUCAAAAAACAAAGAUCGGUCUUCCCUCCCACUUCCCGUAUCUAAUACUUUCGUCUCCGGCGAGUCGCAUAAUCCUUCAGAAUCUUCAGCAACCUCCGAUUUCUUUGGGAUCCAGCUCACACCGCGUCCUUCGUUUUUUUUUUUUUUUUAUUCGGCUGGGAGCUGGCUCAGGCUUUCUGAAUCGGAGAUGUCGAGUGGAAAUGCAGACAAGGAAAUGAUGGAGCACGAGGGUGCUCAACUCGAUCAACACGCUGAGAACAAAGGAUUGGAUGAGAGCGGAGAUCACAAAGUUUCCGACGGAAACGCCGAUAACAACCCUUCUCCCUCGCCGGAGCAGGAGGAGCAAAUAAUUCGGAGCAAGUAUGGAGGGAUUUUGCCCAAGAAGAAGCCAUUGAUAUCCAAGGAUCAUGAGCGUGCUUUCUUUGACUCUGCGGAUUGGGCAUUGGGAAAGCAAGGAGCACAAAAGCCUAAAGGACCUCUUGAAGCUCUCCGCCCCAAAUUGCAGCCGAAUCGACAACAGCAAUCGAGAGCCAGGCGAUCAGCUUAUGCUCGUGGCGAAGGUGGAAUGGCACCUGAUGAUCAGACUUACCCUACCGAUGAUGAGCCUGGCCAAUCGAACGAAUCAGCAACAGCUGAGGAGCAGAGUGAGCAAUCCCAAGUUCAAUAGGCUGCCUCCCCUCAUUCAUGCGAGGUUGAUUUUUGCUGCUGUUCAUUCAAUAUGCUCUAUGGGUUUGGGAGUUGAACAUGAACUAGACAUGGGUGGAUUUUCUGAAUAACCAGGCGUUGAGAUGUGUUUUUCCCCCUUGCUGCUGCGUCUGUUUUCUACUAUUUAGGGAUGUGAUUCAUACAAGACUGUAGAAGUGCUUGGGGAGGAUUGAAUCGAACCAGAGCGAGCGAAGUCCAAGUUUUGUUUUUGCAUUAAUCUACUCUUUGUGUUUCUUUAGUUGAGACUUUGAAUAUUAAUUGCACUAGUCCACCAUUCGAAGAGAAACGAUCUGGUUCUAUGAAAGUCGAAUUUAUUGCCU
Messenger RNA from Linum tenue, 1285 nucleotides. The record is from the annotation of a GenBank genome assembly. Lineage: Eukaryota; Viridiplantae; Streptophyta; Magnoliopsida; Malpighiales; Linaceae.